AUGCCCCCUCAAUCUCGCAAAGGGUUCAAAGUCGCGAUCAUCUGCGCUUUGCCUGUGGAAUUCGACGCCGUUGAAGCCCUAUUAGACGAACACUAUGUGGCCUGUGGAAAACAACCAGGAGAUUUAAAUUUCUAUCGAACAGGGAGAAUCGAUAAAUAUGAUAUUGUAUUAGCAUAUUCACCAGAAAUGGGGAAAAAAAGUGCUGCCAGUGUUGCGUCAAGCCUUCUAAUCAGCUUUCCUGGGAUUAAUCUUACAAUACUGACUGGUAUUUGUGGAGGAGUACCUUUUCCAUUAUCAGACACAGAGCUUAUAUUAGGAGAUGUUAUCAUUAGCUCUAAAGUUGCUGAGUAUGAUUUUGGAAAGCUAUAUCCUGAUGGAUUCCAGCAAAGGGGUGAUUUUACAGAAACACUUGGCCGUGCAGAUCGAGAUAUCCGAAGCUUUCUCUCGGCUUUAAAGACUCAGAGAUUACAAUGUGAUUUUCAAGAAAGACAUCUGAAUCACCUUACACAUCUCAAAACCCUGAAUAACAAGUGGCAAUACCCAGGUGCUGCACACGAUCAGUUAUUCCAGGCAACUUAUCGUCACAAGCAUCACACUUCGAUGACUACAUGUAUUUGCACUGACUGCAAAUCUAGCGAAGACCCGAUUUGUGGAGAAGCACUUGAAAGUGAUUGUAACAAGCUUGGGUGUGCUGAACAAUUGAUUAAACGAACCCGGCUUACUACUGCAUGUAAUCCCUCUCCUCGAAUGCUCUUUGGUCCCCUUGGCUCUGGCGAUACUGUGAUGAAAUCUGGAGAACAUCGCGACAGAUUGGCUAAGAAAAUGGGAAUCAUUGGAUUUGAGAUGGAAGGGGUGGGGAUAUGCGAUAGUUUACGCUGUAUUAUUAUCAAGGGCGUUAGUGACUACGCAGAUAGCCACAAAAAUAAGGCGUGGCAGGAGUAUGCGGCAGCAAGUGCCGCAUCUUGCACCAAGGCGUUUCUUGAGGUCAUGGGGAAAACCAUGCAGAAGGAUGAAGAGCAACACUGUUUUGAUUCUGAGACUUUGAGGCCACAAGGAGAUCACCCAAAUCCACGCCUGCAAAAUGAUACAUCAGUCGCCAUUAAUCGCUCAGAAAAUGGACAACCUGAGUAUCAAUGGAGAUUCUCGUCAAGAUCCUCUAGCAUUAACAAUAUAGACAACCAUAUCAAAUCCCUUGAAGAGGAAUUGGGCCGACUGAAAGAAAAUAUCUCGAACCCAAUUCUCAGAGAAGUUGUAGUAUCAGGUGUCGCUGAAGCAGUCAACAAUCAUGAGGCAUUUCGAAGCUUACAGACUACACGAUCUUUUCAUACUUCCUACUACAGGACUAGGUUUGGUAUAAUAGUCUAUCGGACUAGGGUCAUAAAACAAUUAAGGACAACAUUUAACGAAAGUGUUGUACAAUACAAAACAACAACAUCGUUUAUUUUCCAACCGGCUUCAUGGCUUAUUAGACUUGGACUUAAAUAUGGAAUUGAAGCGACUUCUGUUAAUUCACGAACAGGAUGGCAAUACAGUAUAUCACCUGUGCGAGCUGUACGAGACGAUGCACUCAUCUUUCAAUUUUGCAAGACUGGAAAUGUCGAUGCUGUUUCGGAGCUCUUCAAAAGAGGGGAUGCGUCCGUCUUGGACGUUGAUUCCAAGGGGUGGAGGCCACUACAUUUUGCCACGAGCAAUGGACACUUUGAAUUAGCCAAGUUCUUGAUUUUACAAGGGGCAGACAGAACUGCGCACGUGUAUACGAGUUGCUGGGCAAGAAGAUUUACCCCAGCUUCAUUCAUUCUCACCGAUCCAACUACUUUUAAAACGGCAAUAGAUAUGAUGCUUUUAUUCGACGACUGUAUUGACUUCGAUGGACCAAUGAGUGAUGGUUGGAAUUUGGUUAGUUCGUAUGAAAGUGACAAUGCUGAGGCUAGGUCUGAACACCAGAUAUUUCGUGACAUAUUAUCCAGCCUAUUCCGGAGGUUCAACGCAGGAUUGACUGACUAUAUCGAUGCUGAAUCCAUUCAUUAUUGCAUGUGUGGGGCUAUUUGCCGGGCUGAUAUAGAGAAUAUUCGGUUGAUCUUAGAUUUCGACCCCGCAGUGAAUUAUUUUGACUACGAUCUACCUGAACCUGCAAUUUAUUUGGUUGUAUCUAUGCCUUACGUUAGCGCUGAUAUUCUGAAAUUACUACUGGACAGAGGAGCAGACAUUCACAUGGUUUGUCAGGAUGAAACAGCAACCUCAAUGUCAUUAUGGUUCUCCAAACUAUUCUUCCAAUGGUUUGAACGCCUUGGAGUUAUCUAUCAAGAACUAGAUGAAUUUAUGGAACGCGAAACUUCAUCGGGAUCCGUACUGGCUCAGGCUAAUUGGCGUUGCGAAACUCUCCGAGAUUUGUUAACUUUGAAACCAACUGGAAAUUUCAAAGAAUUCUACCAUUGGUAUGAUGGUCCCAUUGCCGCUUGCAAUCGGUGUUACAUAAUUGAUGGUAUAUACCCCACGGACCGCGUAAUAGAACCUUGGUGGGAAGAAUUGAAGUAUCGAGUGAAAAAUGAACAAUGCAUCUGUUCUCUGCUGGGUGAAUCUGAAAAUUGGAUGAUUGACGCUGAAGACCGGACUAUAUGUUCUCUCUGCCGCAGAUGCCGGGAAAUGAGUCUGGGCAAACCCAGCAAAGACUCAGGAUCUCAUGCAGGAGAAUUGGAUUCGGGCUACGACUUUGAUAGUGACGAAUACCAGGGUAAAUUUAAUGACCAUCAAUGCAACCGUCAGGGAUUCAGAUUACCACCACUGGAGCGUUUUUUCCAUCUUCAGGGUGGAAGAUGGAAUGGGCAGUACCUUCCGGAUGAAUACUACUGCUCGAAAUGCUUAUCCAAGGUGGAGGGCUGGGAGAUUGAUUCAGAUUCAGAGACGUCCGAUUCAGACGAUUCGGAAGAUUAG
Talaromyces proteolyticus is the source of this 2931-nucleotide messenger RNA. RefSeq lists its product as uncharacterized. Gene Ontology annotation, biological process: nucleoside metabolic process. Bases 1 to 2931 code for a protein of 976 amino acids. The record is from RefSeq and is a predicted model, not a curated record. The transcript has 5 exons. Gene Ontology annotation, molecular function: protein binding; catalytic activity. Lineage: Eukaryota; Fungi; Ascomycota; Eurotiomycetes; Eurotiales; Trichocomaceae.